GACAACAGAGAUGAUGUGAACCGACAGACUUGUCAUUGUCAUUGUCACCCGCCUACUCGACAGCCCAAACCGCGGUCCAUCGCUGGGUUCUCAAAUCCAUUUCCUGCCAUGGAAUGACAUCAGCUUUCUCCAUGUGCGGUUACAGGGAAGGCAAGGCAAGUGUGAGGCUGUACGCUUCCAGCCUCCGACCUCCACCAAAUGAUGCCUGUACAGUGCGAUAUACAGUAUCACCCUCGGCAAGUACAGUACAGUACACCCCUGGAACGUUUUCUCAGUCUUGUGGUUUCGCAAAACGCAGACCCACGGCGGAAUCUACGCCCAUAGCCAAUGCUGUUGCAUAUUGUUGAACUCCAGCGUUGAUCGCUGUGCAACAAACGGCCUGUUUGUAGACAGGGGGAUGUUAUGUUGGUGGCUCAAAACGGAGGAGCGUGCAAGCCUUGCUUGGAGAAUCUGCAGCUAGAAUCCGGACAUAUCCCGAUUAUCCUCAAUUUGAAUGUAUCAGAGCCACUGCUUUAAAGAUUCAGCUGCUCCAAUACAUUCUUGCCGCUAACCGUCCCUAAGGAUGACCGUGGCGGCGGCGAUGACAUCAUGUAACCGAGCCGCAGUGCUGGCGCCGCCGUUCGUUAUAGGCAUCCUCACGGGCUUCACUUUGCUGAUACUGCAGCAGUCACUGUCAACGCGCAUCCUAAGAGUCUCUUCUGGAAGCGAGGAAACAGCGCCGCUUCAGAUCGAGCAGACCCUAAACACGGGUCAGAAUGAAGCCGUUUCCUCGUUUGAGGAAAAUGUACCGUUUCGUUAUAAUACCAGCGCUGCGGUUGUGGAAGGAAAGCUGAACAUACACUUGGUGGCUCACUCGCACGACGACCUCGGUUGGCUGAAAACCAUAGACCAGUACUAUGACGACACUGUACAGUACAUCAUCGAGACCGUUAUCGACCAGCUUUCGGACAAUCCCGACCGCAAGUUCAUUCAAGUCGAGCAGGCAUUUUUCUAUCGUUGGUGGCAACGGCAGCAGGAACCGAUGCGGGGAAAAGUGCGAAAGCUAGUGGCUUCUGGUCAAUUGGAGUUCAUCAACGGCGGGUGGGUGAUGCACGACGAAGCGUGCACGCACUACUCGGACAUGGUGCACCAGAUGUCGAUGGGCCACCGCUUCAUAAAAGAGAACUUCAACAUCACGCCGCGCAUCGCAUGGCAGAUCGACCCCUUCGGCCACUCCGCCACUCAAGCCAGCCUCAUCGCUGCCAAGUGUGGUCUGGACGCGGUGUUUAUAGGGCGGGUGGACCAGCAGGAGAAGCAUGCUCGCAUGGCUGCAAAGACAAUGGAGUUUGUGUGGCGGGCGGAUGGGGCAGCGCGGCGAGACAGCCAGGUGCUGGGCAUGGUGUCGUAUGACGGCUACUACUCGCCGCAGCAAUUCCGCUACCAGGACUCGGAUGGCAGUGGCUAUCACUUACAGGACAACCCCUAUGGGGAGGCUCCCAACGUGAAGGGCCUGGUGGACCAAUUUGUGGCAGAGGUGACGAUGAGGGCGAAAGGGUUCAAGACGAAGCAUCUCCUGUUCCCCAUGGGCGAGGACUUCUCGUUUGACCGAGCCAUUGUGUGGUUCAAGAACAUGGACAAGCUCAUCCACUACGUGAACCUGGAUGGGAGGGUGAACGUGCUCUACUCCACUCCCUCCGUCUAUCUAGAUGCCCUCCACUCUGCCAAUGCCACGUGGCCUCUCAAGACUGGUGACAUGUUCCCCUAUGCGGAGGACGGCGCCUCCUACUGGACGGGGUACUUCAGCAGCCGCCCCACCUUCAAGCAGUUCGCUCGCUCCUGCAGCUCUCUCUUGCUGGCUACCACAAUACUGGAGGCAGCGGUAGGCAAGCAGGCACUGCAGGCAUGGGGCAUGGCCACAGGGCGCAUGGUGGUGCUGGAGCACCUGUCCUUCGACCCGCACAUGGGGGCAUCAACUCUUGAGGAGAAGCAAGCGGGUCACGUGGAGUCAGGCGAGGAGGAGAGGCAAGAGGAGCAGCAGGAAGGGGGGGGGAGUGCUGCCAGCAAGGGGGGGCGAGAGAAGAGAGCAAAUGGAAGCAGUGAGGGGCGGGGAGGCAAGAGCGGUGAGGGGUGGGAGGGCGGGAGGAAGGUGCGUGUGGCGAGCACGUUUCGGCUGGAGGAGGCGGUGGCAGUGGUGCAGCACCACGAUGGCAUCACCGGCACGGCGCAGCAGCACGUGAACGACGACUACUGCGCCAGGCUGCACCGAGCGGCGGUAGAGGCAUCCGCUGUGCUCACAUCAGCUAUCACCCACCUCAUCACCAGAGGCGCCAUCCCCAAAUCUCUGCCCAACGCCUCUGUCUCCCCUGCCGUGGAGUUCACCUUCAAGCCGUCCCCCACAGGGCAGGGCGGGUGGGGCUGGAACCAGGUGGGCCUCUUCAACCCCCCUGCCUUCACGCAGCUCGGCGCGCCCUUGCCGCCCAGCACGGAGUACUCGGGCGAUCAGCAGGAGGAGCCUACGCUUGAGCCGACUCAGGAGCUUGGCGCUGCUGCUGCGUUUCCCCCGAGCUCAGACUACUCGGGCGAGCAGCAGCAGGAAGUGGACUAUGCCGACCAGGCGCACGACGAGAACGAAGCGGAGGACGAGCAGGCACAGGGCAUGGCGGAUACUGAAGGCACUGAGGACCCUCUGCUGGCCACUGAGGCUCAGCAGGCACUAGGCGCCGCUGAGCUGCAGUCCGAGAGCGAUGGUGCGGGCGAGCAGCAGAGCCUGGGAUCCGGCCUGUCGGACGGCCCUCCCCUGGAUGGCGACCAAGAGGGGUUCCUCGACCCAGAGCAGGUCUUUGAUGCGGAAUCGCUGCAGCCUGCUGAGCCUGUAAUGGGCGAGGAGAGAGAAGCUGGUCUGGUUGGCCUGUCUCCUGGUGGGCCAGAGCAGGUUGAAUCCUCUUCGACUGCAGCUGAUGGGACCAGUGCCCGCCCUGCUGUGGAGGCCACACGCCCUGCUGUAGAUGGCACACGCGCUGCUGCUGAUGGCACACGCUCUGCUGCUGAUGGCACACGCGCUGCUGCUGAUGGCACACGCGCUUCUGCGGAUGGCACAGGCUCAAGUGCAGGUGCAGAGGGCAGCCGCCCGGAUGGGAGGAGAGGGCAGGAGGUGGUAGCUAGCAGGGGACGGAGGCGACUGAAAGACGGCAGGGGUGGGGAAGAUGCGGCAAGCAAUGAGGACAGCACGGACGGUGAUGGCAAUACGGAGGGUGGAAGACAGCAGCUGCCAUUGCUGGACUUGAAGAUGUGCCCUCUGCUCAACCUCUCCCACUGCCCGCCAUCUGAAUCCGCCCUGCAGCAAGGCCAGACCCUGGUUGUGGUGGCCAUCAACCCUCUUGCCUGGCCUCGCUCCGAGGUCAUUCGAUUCCCAGUUUCAUCCCCCAACCUCCUAGUCACCGACGCCUCUGGCUCCCCCAUCCCCUCUCAAGUGCUCAGGGAGACACUCCUCUCCCCCACCACCCGUGCCACCUACAUCGCUGCUUACACGGGCACGGGGGGCACGGGAGGGGAGGAAGUAGGGGAGGAGGCGGGAGAGGAAGGGGAGGAGGCGGGAGAGGAGGGGGAGUGGAAGGAGUUGGAGGAUGGGCAGUGGCCGCAGCCGAGCCAGCAGAGGAAGAGGAAGCAUCGGAAAAGGCAAGAGCAGGAGCAGAAGGAGGAGGAGCAGCAGGCGGUGCUGUCGCUUGUGUUCAGAGCCGAGGUGCCUCCUCUGGGAUACGCCACCUUCUUUGUCUCUCCAGCCACCCAAGACACCCCAGGCCGGGCGCACGUGAGUGAGGCAUGGAGCAAUACGGCAGCCGGCACUACAGCAGCACGAUCUGGGGCAGCGACGGCGCAGAAGAAACCGAGCAAGGCUGAGAGGGGGAGGAAGGCUAGAGGGCGGAGGAUGGGCGGGAGUGGAGGAGUAGAGAGAGAGAUGGGUGGUGGCGACACGGGAGGGAGGCAGCUCCAGGGUGGGGGGGGAACAGAGGAGGACAAGACGGGAGGUGGAGGAGGAGGGAGCGGGCAGGAGGGGGUUGACACCGUGGUGCUGGGAGGAUGGCAGGGUGCCGGGGCCUCUGGUGGUGGCGGUGCUGCUGGUGCUUCGAGGGACAGUGGGAAGCAGGCGGCGUUGCGCGUCUCGUUCUCCAAGUCGGCUCUGGGCAUGCAGCGGAUGGAGCUGGUCUCUCCGAGUGCAAGUGGCUCAGGGGAGAUUUCGCACAUGUCGAUGCCAGUGAACGCCACUAUGAUGGAGUACGCCUCAUACAGUGGUGGUGCAUACAUCUUCGAGGCCUCCCAACCCGCCGAGCCCAUCACCAAGCGUGGCUUCCAGGUGCCCAUUCACAUCCAGCGUGGACCAAUCGUGGAGGAGUUCACUCGCAAGGUCACUCCGUGGAUCUCAGAGGUCUUCAGAGUGUAUCCCGGACAAGACUAUGCCGAGCUGCACUAUUCGGUGGGCCCGCUCCCCGCCAAGGGCCGCAACCACGAGGUGAUGGCUCGCUUCACUGCGCCCAUCAACAGCAGCAGGACCUUCUAUAGCGACUCCAACGGCAGGAGCUACAUCAAACGGGUGGUGGACUACCGCUUGGAUUGGAAGCUCCAAGUCAGCGACCCCAUAGGAGGCAACUACUACCCGCUCACAGUCGGAGCGUUCAUAAAAGACAAAGCAGCCCAGCUGUCGGUGCUCGUGGAUCGGGCGGCAGGUGCUGCCAGCCUGGCAGCCGGCCAGCUGGAGGUCAUGCUGCACAGGGCCCUCCAGUCGCUGGACGGUAAGGGUGUGGGCGAGCCGCUACAAGAGAGCAUUACCGUGGAGGGGAAGACUCGCCCACUCACGGUUGUGGGCGCCCUGCGCUUUGGGCUGCAUGCUACGACGGACCCCAAAGAGGGAGGGAAGCAAGGGAAGGAAGGGGUGGGGUUGGGGCGGGGGAGUGAGUGGCGGAGGCAGCACGCCCAGCGGCUCAUAUCCCCUCUUCAGCUCGCCUUCGCUCUUCAGACACAGGAGUCCAUCAAGGCAGCACAAGGCAGCUACACGUGGCACUAUUCCCUCUCCCAACCAUCCUCCACGUCACGCCCAACCAACCCUGACAGUGCUUUCUCCUACGCUGUCCCUCUGAACGUUGCAGUCAUCUCGCUGCAGGAGCUUUCACCCAGCGAGGUUGUUGUGAGACUUGCUCACCUCUAUGAGCCUGGGGAGCAUGCUGCCUUGUCUCGCCCCGCCCAUGUGGACCUUCGCCGCUUGUUUGCAGCGAGAAAGAUUCAAGAGGUAGCAGAACUGAGUCUGAUGGCCAAUCAGAGACGAGCAGAAAUGCGGCAACCUCUAUCAUGGCAAGUGCAGGUAGAAGAUGAAGUUGGAAGAGAAGGUGAUAGUAAUAAUUUUAAGGAUACAGCCUCGACCCAAGGACCCUUUGUGGAUCCUGCCACUCUUGUGGUGGAGUUAGGGCCUGCAGAAAUCCGCACUUUUUCGAUCAGGCUACAAGCUACUUGAUUUCAUAGUAGUGGAUGGUAAAAAUAAAGCUCCAAAUAAAGUUUGCUGAAAUUGUUCACUCGUUUGUCAUAAUCAAUUCUUCAUUAUCUC
Closterium sp. NIES-67 is the source of this 5572-nucleotide messenger RNA. Lineage: Eukaryota; Viridiplantae; Streptophyta; Zygnematophyceae; Desmidiales; Closteriaceae. The record is from the annotation of a GenBank genome assembly.